GCCACAAAAGAAUAAAGGAUAGCGGUCGGCUACCGCCCGUAAUGGCUGCAGCUUUCGUUUCCUUUUGCGUCAUUUUGCUGUGUUUCGUCAGUUUCAUUCUGAAACGUGUUUUGUAUACGUUAAAUUUCUCUAGAGUUCCUAAUCAAGCACUCAUAUACGUAUUAUUAUAAGAAAAAGAUUUUUUUUAUAGAGAAUUCAACAUGGGACGCUAUAGAAGUCGUAGUCGUGACAGAGACAGGAGACGCAGAUCAAGAACAAGAUCUCGUAGUCGAUCACCUAGAGAUAGAAGAAGUUGGGGUGGAGGUGCUGGUCGUGAUAGAGGUAUCAGUGGUCGUAACAACCGAGGUCAACCCGGAGCUAAUUUGAGAAAACCUAGAUGGGAUCUUAGUAGAUUAGAGCCUUUUAAAAAAGAUUUUUAUAUACCGACUGACGUUGUACAGAAUCGUGAUCCACGUAUGGUAGAACAAUAUAGAAGUGAAAAAGAAAUAACUUUGAAAGGAAAAAAUAUACCAAAUCCUGUUUUUACAUUUGAAGAAACAGGUUUUCCUGAUUAUGUACUUAAAGAAAUCAAAAGGCAAGGUUUUAGUGAACCUACGUCAAUUCAGGCCCAAGGAUGGCCAAUAGCAUUAAGUGGACGAGACAUGGUUGGAAUUGCAUCUACGGGAUCUGGUAAAACAUUGUCAUAUAUACUUCCUGCUAUUGUUCAUAUUAAUAGCCAACCGAAAUUAAGCCGAAAGGAUGGCCCAAUAGCAUUGGUAUUAGCUCCUACAAGAGAACUUGCUCAACAAAUACAACAGGUCGCCGAUGACUUUGGUCAUUCAUCGGGUAUAAGAAAUACUUGUUUGUACGGCGGUGCUCCUAAAGGGGCUCAGGCUAGAGAUUUAGAUGGAGGUGUCGAAAUAGUUAUAGCUACACCAGGUAGAUUGCUAGACUUUUUGGAAUCAGGAAGAACAAAUUUGAAAAGAUGUACAUAUUUAGUAUUAGACGAAGCAGAUAGAAUGUUGGAUAUGGGAUUUGAGCCACAAAUUAGAAAAAUUAUAGAACAAAUAAGACCGGAUAGGCAAACAUUAAUGUGGUCAGCUACUUGGCCGAAAGAAGUGAAGAAUUUGGCCGAAGACUUUCUUAAAGAUUAUGCCCAAAUAAAUGUCGGAUCUUUACAGCUUGCAGCAAAUCAUAAUAUUUUACAGAUAAUCGACGUGUGCCAGGAUUAUGAAAAAGAGAAUAAAUUAAGUACUCUUUUAAAGGAGAUAAUGGCAGAAAAUGAGAAUAAAACUAUAGUAUUUAUUGAAACGAAACGUCGAGUUGACGAAAUUACAAGAAAAAUGAAACGCGAUGGUUGGCCAGCUGUUUGUAUCCACGGAGAUAAGACGCAGCAAGAAAGAGAUUGGGUAUUACAAGAUUUUAGAUCAGGCAAAGCACCUAUUCUUGUUGCAACAGAUGUAGCUGCACGUGGUCUUGACGUUGAAGACGUCAAGUUUGUUAUCAACUUUGACUACCCUUCUUGUUCAGAAGAUUAUGUUCAUCGAAUUGGACGUACAGGUCGACGACAAAAAACUGGGACUGCUUAUACAUUCUUCACACCUAAUAAUUCUAACAAGGCUAAUGAUUUAAUUCAAGUAUUAAAAGAAGCAAAUCAAGUUAUAAAUCCAAAACUUUUAGAACUUGCAGAAGGAAAAUCUGCAGCUUAUGGAAGGCAUAGAGGUGGAAGAAAUCGAUGGCGAACUCGAACAGGUCGUAAUGGUAAAGAACGAAGUUAUACAAGAAGUCGAAGUCGAAGUCAUAGUAGAGAACGUAAUGGACGAACGAAUCGUCGAAGUUAUAGUCGUAGUUAUUCCCGUAGUCGUAGUCCAGUGAAUAAUCGUACGGAAGUUAUUGGAAAAAGUUAUUGGAGUAGCGAAAGAUGAUCUUCUAGUAAUUAGAUUACAAGACAAUGAUAUAUAACGCAUGUAAAUUCUUACAUCUGUUAUAAGAUGAAAGUAAUGUGUGUGUUAUACAUAUGUACUGUAAAAUCUCUAUUUAACAAUAUUCUUAUCAUGCAUAUAGCGUGUACUUUAUAAUAGAGUAUACAAUUGAAUAUUAUUAAUUCACGUGAAUCUCUUUCAUCCAUUUUUAUUUACCAUCUAUUUAUAUACAAAUACAUAUGUGCACAAUAUUUUCAAGAUUCUGUAACAAAAAUGUUUUGUUACAAAGACAAAAAUUAAAAAAAA
Messenger RNA from Vespa mandarinia (Asian giant hornet), 2207 nucleotides. Its product is annotated as putative ATP-dependent RNA helicase DDX17. The record is from RefSeq and is a predicted model, not a curated record. Lineage: Eukaryota; Metazoa; Arthropoda; Insecta; Hymenoptera; Vespidae. Gene Ontology annotation, molecular function: ATP binding; nucleic acid binding; RNA helicase activity.